Paramecium pentaurelia is the source of this 845-nucleotide messenger RNA. The record is from the annotation of a GenBank genome assembly. NCBI's taxonomy places the organism in Eukaryota, Ciliophora, Oligohymenophorea, Peniculida, Parameciidae.
UCAAUGAGCAAUUGUAUAGUAAAGGAGGAGGAAUAACAUGUCCAAACUCCAAUGAGUAUCUCUAAAACAACAAUUUCUAAACAAAAUAGAAGGAAGGUUUUGUAAGAAAAUCAAUCCUUUCAAUCCAUUUAUUUAAAAGUGGUGAGUAAAUUCUUACAAACCUUUCAUAACCUUUAAAUGGCUUAAUUUAACUCUUAAUAAAAGAGUUUUCCAUCAUAUCCAUUUAUACUUUAGUAUUCAUUCAAUGAAUUUUUGGUAUUAUCUCUAUUAAAUAAGUAGGUACAUUUUGGUGGACAUAAAAUGGAUUUUUAAUAUACUCCUGUAUUGAAUAAUUUCCAACAAUAACUACAAAUAUAAUAGUGUGUACCCAAAUUAAUCACUUAAUAAUGUCCAUCAAUUAAACUGAGUAUCUAAAAAAGAAAAGGAGUAUCAAGUUAAGAAUAAAAAGACACAAAAAACAUUCCUAAGAAUUAUUGUAAGGCUAUAAUCACAUUUGCUUCAAAAAAUCAAGCUCUUUGUCAUUAAAUAUUGGGAGACUAGCUUAAAGUAGUCAAGUUUUUAGAAAGAAUAAUAGUCUACAAGAAGAAGUUGAUGAAUAUUCGUAUAUUCAGUGCAUUACUAUCUUAAUCUGAGGAUCCUGAUGAGGAAGAAUUCAAUCAAACUUUUAGAAUUUUAAGGUACACAUAAUUCUAUUAACUUAUAGUCGUAUAUUCGUUAAGAAGUACGCAAUUAAUUAUAUAUUUAAUUCAAAGAUAGUUUAGCAUAAUUGGCAUCUUCGAUAUCGUUUAUAGAUAUAUAAAGGUAUAAAAAAUCCUAAGAAUUUUUCCCAUAUUAAGAAAUUAUGA